GUGGAAUGUGAACCUCUCCUCUCUGGAUUUUUGAAAAGAGUCUGACUUUUCAUAUGAGGUGACUGUGCGUGGCUAUUUUAUAUACGAGCAAAACAUUCUUUUAAAACAAUAAAGAUGCCUGUAGCCGAUGAUAUACAAUCUUCGUGGGCAGAUGAGGUUGAAAUUGAUCAGGGAGCUCUACCCCCACCAUCGGAAGUGGUUGAAAAUGGCUUGAAGAUUGUCACCGAAUAUAAAUAUGACAAUGACAAUAAGAAGGUUAAAAUUGUAAGGACAUAUAAAAUUGAGAAGCGUGUUGUAUCAAAGAGUAUUGCAAAGCGUAAAACCUGGAGUAAAUUUGGUGAUUCUGCAAGUGAUAAGCCAGGUCCUAAUCCUGCAACCACCAAUGUUUCUGAAGAUGUAUUUAUGCAGUUCAUUACUAGUAAAGAAGAGAGUCAACGAACUGAUGAUGGUGAUCUUGAUGGUCUUAAGCCUCAAACAAGUAGUGUCAUCUACAAGUGCCGAACAUGCCAGGGUGAACAUUGGACUUUGAGCUGUCCAUUCAAAAAUAGUGAUGUUGUUAUGGCCAAGGCCAAUGAAGCUGCGAAAGCUGCCGAAACGAAAACUCCUGCUACAACCAACAAGUACAUCGCGCCGAACAUGCGCGAGGGCGCCAAGCCACGCAGCUGCGAGCCUCCAGGCCCGAGACGUGAUGACAUCGCCGCCAUUCGUAUCUCCAACCUCAGCAACUUUGCAGUGGAAGCCGAUCUUGAUGACCUGGUUCGUGGUUUUGGACCUGUGCAGAAGCUGUACCUUGCAAAAGAAAAGAGUACUGGACAAUGCAAAGGGUUUGCUUAUGUUCACUUCAAGUUUAAAGCCGAUGCUGCGAAAGCUAUUCAAAUACUUAAUGGUUACGGUUACGAUCACUUGAUUCUGAAUGUUGAAUGGUCUAAGCCACCACAAAAUAAUUAGUUGUCACUGAUAAAAAACGUAUAUACAAUAUUU
Papilio machaon (common yellow swallowtail) is the source of this 981-nucleotide messenger RNA. RefSeq names its product eukaryotic translation initiation factor 3 subunit G (gene eIF3g1). The record is from RefSeq and is a predicted model, not a curated record. The transcript has 6 exons. Gene Ontology annotation, molecular function: translation initiation factor activity; RNA binding. Lineage: Eukaryota; Metazoa; Arthropoda; Insecta; Lepidoptera; Papilionidae. Gene Ontology annotation, cellular component: eukaryotic translation initiation factor 3 complex; cytoplasm. Bases 115 to 948 code for a protein of 277 amino acids.